AUGUCGGGCCCCAUUGGGGACCUGGGCAUGCCUGUGGAGGUGGGAAUGGAAGGCGAUGAUGACAGCUCCAGGGAAGCAGAGUAUACUACCAUUGGCUCCAUGUUGGACCAGAUCAGCUCCUGUCUGGACUACCUAGAGGAGAAGAAUGACCACCUACAUACCCUCCUCCAGGAGCUGCUUGAAUCCAGCUGGCAGACAGGUCUUGAGUGUCAGCAGCAGCUGGGUGAAGCUUCGAGCGAUGCUAGCCGCUAG
Molecule: messenger RNA, 252 nt
Organism: Zalophus californianus (California sea lion)
Lineage: Eukaryota; Metazoa; Chordata; Mammalia; Carnivora; Otariidae
Product: UPF0184 protein C9orf16-like
Exons: 1
Coding region: 1-252 (83 amino acids)
Source: RefSeq, a predicted model, not a curated record